AGCUUCUGAGCAUCUUCAGCUCUCUUUGAAGUGUUACUCAUAAAUAAAAUUAUACUAUUUCCAGGAUCUGUGAGAAAAGGAUAAUAGAUUGUCAUGGUUUGAUGUUUCACUUUUUAUUGUGUGCUGCUCGUUGUUAUUAUACUGAGAGAUCACAGUCCUGUAUAUGAAGGGAGAAGUCACUUGAUUUCACUGGAGGUGAGAGUGAACUACAGAUUACCAUAAUGCAUUUUAGUUGUGUUAACGUUUUCCUAUGGUGGAGCUUAAAUGAAACGAUCUGUUUUGUUAUUCUGGAUAGUUCUCUCAUCACCUGGACAUGCUGAUUUAUAUGAACUUUUUAUCUCUUGCUUUUCUACUUGCCCAAUUAUAUUCUUCUACUUCUCAUAGUGCAGACAUACUUUAAAAUGCACAAAAUCUACUCCAGUUCUGCUGCUGUCAGCAGGAGCUGACACGAGGGUCGGGAUUUCGCUUCUGUGUGUCACCUCCUCCAGUUGUCAUUUCAGCCUGAAACUCAUCUACAAACAGGUCUGUGUAAUAAUAUUUUUUCUUCUUUUUUUGAUUCCUUCAAACCCUUUGGUUACAAUUAACUUCCUUGAUUUCCAUCUGUGCACUGAUGCCCCUCACUUCUUUUCCUCAAGAGGCUUUUUGGUGAAUGUGCAAUUUUCUUUUCUUCUGAGUACUGACAACACAAUGCCCUCAUACGUUUUGCCUUUCUCUCCCUUCAACAUUUUAAUUCAUGCAUCCUUUCACAGUUGUUGUGGAAAAUCAUCAAUGAGUAACAUUGUACUUCUGCUCAUAAGAGAUUAGCUGCAGAUUCACCCUUCCUUUUCCAUUACAAAUAAGAAUGAUCACAUCUCAGGUCUUGUACGAAGGUUGUCUCACAGAUUCCAACUGAACACCUGAGUGAGGUGUUCCCUGUUUGAACAGCUUUCCAGGACCACCUGGCAAAAGAAUGAAACCUGUCAGUGCAUGUGGGGAAAUGCCUGCAGUGUCAUGACACAACGUAGCCUUCCUCUGCAGUUUUCAGCAGUUGUUUGCUGUUGGUAAGCAUACAGUUAGUUGUAGCAUUACCAACCAUGCUUACUAUGUUGCUGAAUCUGUUCAGUGAGCUUUGAAUCUGCAUUAUCCCCUUUUCUGUGUGUUUCGUUUUCUCUUCCUGACUCCAUUCUUUCGUUCCUUUUACAGGUUGUGCUGUAUUUUUGUUUGUUUGUUUAUCUUCACCCCACUACUUGGCUUGCAUGAGCUUCUGCUUUCUGCUGUUCUCCUAACUCACGUUUCCUUUUCCACUUAAUCUCUUUGAGCUGAACUUAUUCCCUCAUGUUUUUUUUGUUUUUUGUUUUUUGUUUUUCUUCUUUCAGUUCUUCACUGUGUGUGUUGUUGUUCAGUCACAAUCCCAUUCCCAAUAUCACUUCUUGGGCUGUUUUGCUCCCUCAGUUAAGCCCUUUGAAUUGACAGUGUUUCUGUUUGAAGCAAUCAACUUUUUGCUCUCUUAAAGGAGUAUGAGCCUCUUGGCAGCUCUUCCCACUGGAAUGUUCUUCCUGUUCUUGACCAGAUUCAUCGCUCUUAAUUCUGGACACCUCAUUUAAGUGCAUGGUCAUCCUUGACUUUGUGGUUAGUGAGAAGAAAAGGGCUUCUUCAAAAACUUUUUUGGACCAGGAGGGACCAAACUGAUCUCAAAAGCUUCCUUGGCUCUCCACUGAUUGCCCAGGGAGCUGUGAAUGACUGUACUCCCAACCAGAGUGUGUCAGAUUCCUAAUAGCCAUCUCUGUUCAAAGUAUACAGCUUAUAUACAUGCUUUCAGUUCUGACUUUCUAAUAGGAUGGAUUUUCAGGGCUUUCCCUCUUUUCCUCUAAAAUUGUCAGCACAACCAUGCAUAGUGCUUUGGAAAUGGUUUAAGAGAAUUGAACUUGUGUGCUUAAAAAUAAAAACAGAAACAACCUGAUCACAUCUUCAGCAUAGUGAGUUUGUGGGAGAGAAUAUUCCUGCUCUCUGACUAAUCAGUCCUGUGCACUGAACUGAUCAACCCAUCUGUCUGCUGCCACUUUCCUCCCUCUGCUGGAACACUGAUGUAUUCAUGGCAUAGUGGGAAAAAUUGUUACUAGAGGAAGGAAGCUUUUACUAAGGGACAGCCUGAGGCCAGACCACAGAAUUAGAUCUGGAGUGGGAAUGUAUAGGAAGAAAGCUAUGGAAGAGAGAGGGGAAAAAUCACAACAACAGGUUUGAAAGAACAAAAAACAGCGAGAAGGAGGCAGUGGGAGAUAGAUGAAGUAAAGGUAGUGUAUAUUUACUUGUUUGGCACUUUUAAAGCUAGAGCCACUUCUGUGUAACUUGAUGAGUGUUCAUGCUAGAACCUGAAAAGCUGGCAAUAAAUUAGCUCAUUAAGGUACUUACCUGAUCAAAGGCAACUUUAUCAAAUUAAGUCAUUCUGCUUUUAUGUAAUUCUUCACAUAUAGCAUAACAUACAUAACAUAAAUGUUACUUCAGUAACAUUUAAAGGAAAGAGUUGUGAUGUAUGAACAGUAAUUCAGUGUGUCAGUGUAAAAUCUGUUGCUGCUGAAAGGCAGGUGGUGGUGUGCUCUGUACAGACACCCAUCACUAUUUGCUAUAGGAUGAUGAAAAAUAAAUAAUAAUAGUGAAAUCCUUUGUGAAUUUCAUGGGCCCUGCCAUCAGUCUUUCAAAUUGCAGCAGGGACAGCUGGCUGACAGCUUCCUUCAGGACAAAGCAGAGUUGUGUGAACACAGUAAUAGAAAUCAGAACAUCUGACACUGAGGAUAUGACUGUAACACACCUUGUUCAAUGGCUGGAGUCUGAGUUCAGCUCUGGGUGUUUGUGGAGCUCAGAAUCAAUCAGUAAUUGAUUCAUCUCCUGUCUGGUUUUUACAGCACAAAAUUAGUUGAACUUCUGUUCAGAAAUUCAGGAUUGCUUUAACACCUGACUGACAUCUCCCACUGAUGUGUUUAGCUUUAAUUGUAAGUAGUUAUUUAUAUUAUAAAACAUGCUCUUUGAUAAUGAAUAAAGGAAUAACGUCCUCCAUCCAUAGUUAUCUUUCAACUCUGGUCCCUUAGGCGCUUUGUACUCAUAUGUGGCCCUAAAGCAGAAGGAGAUUCCGCUGUUCUGGGAAAUGGCAGUUCAGUUAAAGGCAUCGAACUGAUCGAGCAGGGAUCAGGGCCCAGCUCCAGAAGCCGAUGGAUCACUGCAGCUGGCUGUGGUGGUAGUCAUUGGGGCUAUCUUUAUCUACAUCUUGUGGUGUUUGCCUUUUAAGUUGCCUUUUCUUAGGGAGUUAGAUUGAUCAACAGGGGAGAAAAAUCUCCCUGACAGUACCUCGUAACAUUGUAAUACAGAACAGCGUGAGUUUGACAGACGUGAUCAGUGGGGUGGAACGCUGAAACCGUGCUUGUAAUUGCAGCCCAUCCUACCUGCCUGAUGUGAUCGCACACAGCAAAUUUCUCACUCCUACAUUGGGAAAGGAGCACCUAUAGCCUUUAAGCUCCGUGCUUUCGGGCAGUAUUUCCACGAAGGACGUAAUGCAGCGUGAACCAAGCGCGGCAGGGCCGGGCCGGAGCGGCCCAACGGCUUUGUUGGGCGUUGAGGUUUUACUGCGAGGGAGCGGAGCGGGCGGCUCCGGGGGGAUCGCUGCUGAGACAGCGGUCGGUCGGAAAGAGAACCUCGUAGUGAAAAGCCUGGCGUCGGAAGUAGUUUAUUAGAGAACUCCAUAGCUUUGUUAUUAACAGUUAAGGGGCGUGAAAGCGUCUUUCAAAUACUUUCAGUUUCAGGGAGCUCGCCGAGCGCUCGUCACUUGUAGCGCCUGUCUCAGGGCACGGGCGGCUCGGGCAGCCGGAACAGCGCUUCGGUGCGGAAGUCAGCGCGGAAAGCCAAACCGGGGCAAGGAAGGGGAAACCGCCGCGUUCGAACGGCCCGCGCCGGCAGCGCCCGUAACGGCCGCGCGGAAGACGCUGCCCGGUUCGGUUCCGCGCCGCACCGCCGAUCGCCACCCGCGGCCCUCCGGCCCCGAAGCGCUGCCCGGCGCGGGGCCGCCCCCAGCACGGCGCAGGGUCGCGGGUCGUGCUGCGGAGAGGGAAAGGCGGCCCAUGGAGCCGGGGAGCGCCUGGCGGGCGGCGUAGCCCGGCCCCCGCCGCUUUGUUAGCGCAAACACACAAACACGCCCAAACGCGCCUCACCUGGGCGGCGAAGACGAGGGAGCGCUCCCAUACAUAAUGGGCACUCGGCUCCUGCCCCCCGGGCCGCCGCAGAGCAGCGGAAAGAAUGUCGGCGCGGGCCGCGGGUGACGUCAGAAGGGAGCAGCGCAGAGCGGCGGCGGCCAGGCAGCGGCAGCGGCGGCCCCGGCACGGCGAGGGAGGCGCAGGCGGAGGAGGCGGGAGCGGCGCCGGCCCCGCCGCCACCGCAGCGGCAAUGGCGGCCGUUGGGGAGCGCAGGUCCCUGCCCAGCCCCGAGGCGAUGCUGGGGCAGCCCUGGAGCCACUGGGUCGACGCUGCUAAACUUCACGGGAACGACGGAACUGCACUAGAAGAAAGUUUCAAGGAAUACGGGAAAAAUCGAGAAGCGAUGCGACUCUGCCGAGAAGAUAUGCCAAUAUUUGGUCUUUGCCCGGCUCAUGAUGAUUUCUAUUUGGUGAUGUGUAACCACUGUAAUCAGGUCGUAAAACCACAGGCAUUUCAAUCACAUUAUGAAAGAAGACACAGCUCCUCCAACAAGCCGCCUUUGACUCCUCCCUCCUCUUCAGUAUUUUCCCUCAUUUCAUCUUUCCCUUCAAAAAACAAAGGUAGCGGUGGAAGUGGGAGCAAUCGUUCAUCCAGUGGAGGUACUAGUGCAUCAUCAUCAUCGUCGUCAAGUUCCAAGUUGUUGAAAUCACCCAAAGACAAGCUGCAGAUCAGCGGAAACAACAGGUUAAUGCAUCCGGUACAGCAUAGCAAAGUUCCCCAUGAUAAAAUUAUGACUCCAUCUGUCAAAGUGGAAAAGAUUCAUCCAAAGAUAGAUGGUGCCCAACUGAAAGCUGCUGUUGGUCCAACUUGUUCUACUACUGUGAGUUCCUCAAUAAAGACUGGCCUUAAUUGUCCCUCAAUACCAAAGCCACCCUUGCCUUCCCCUGGACAGAUACUGAAUGGUAAAGGUCUUCUCUCUGUGCCUCCAUUUUUGGAAAAGAAACCUGAAGAAAAUACAAAUAAUAGGAAAUUUUUACAUAAAAGAUUGUCAGAGAGAGAAUUUGAUCCUGAUAUAUACUGUGGUGUCAUUGAUGUGGAAACCAAGAAACCCUGUACUAGGUCUUUGACAUGCAAGACACAUUCCUUAACGCAGCGGAGGGCUGUACAGGGUCGAAGAAAACGAUUUGAUGUGUUGUUAGCUGAGCACAAAAGCAAAACCAGGGAAAAGGAACUUCUUCGACAUUCGGAUCAUCAUCAGCAGAUGCCCCCUCUCAGGGAACCACAUCCCUCACCUACUAAAACUUCCCAGGAGCUGCACCAAAAUUCUCAUGGAGUUACUCUUACAGAAUCAAAGCCUUUAUUACCUAAUAAACCCAAACCUCACCCCCCCAGUCUUCCAAGGCCUCCAGGCUGUCCAGCCCAGCACAGUGGAAAUGCCCCUAGCGAUUCUCCUUCUGUCCACGAGUCCCCUCACCCUCUCUUGCCUGCAGCUGAGCCAGCAUCUCGGUUAUCCAGUGAUGAGGGAGAAUGUGAUGAAAAAGAAGAGCCUGUUGAAAAACUGGAUUGUCAUUAUUCAGGUCAUCAUCCUCAACCAGCCGCUUUUUGCACAUUUGGUAGUCGGCAGAUUGGAAGAGGUUAUUACGUGUUUGAUAAGCGGUGGAACCAUAUUCGAUGUGCACUUAACUUCAUGGUGGAGAAGCAUCUUAAUUCGCAGAUGUGGAAGAAAAUUCCACCAGCAUCCAGUAGCACAGCAGCAGUUCGUGCACCGCACCGGACAAAUGCGAUACCUGCUUCGCAGUAUGGGGUCAGCACGACGGGUUUCCUCCUCCCCACCACUGUUAUGUCCUCUCCAGCUCUGGUGUCUCCUUCCUGUACGUCUCUGAACAAUAAAUCGGUACCAUCACAUGGAACUACACUAAAUGCAAAUCCCGCUACCUUGGGUGCAGUGGAUCCUGUCUGCAGUAUGCAAUCAAGACAAGUGUCUUCGUCCCCUUCAACACCUACAGUGCUUUCCUCUGUACCUUCACCUAUGCCCAGCAAACCUCAGAAGUUGAAAUCCAGCAAAUCUUUUAAACCUAAGGAAUCUUCUGCUGGCAGUGGCACCUGUAACAGCACCGGCAGCGUCAGCAGCGGCGGCGGCUCAGGAAAGAAGCGUAAAAACAGUUCCGCACUGCUAGCACCUUCUCAUUCCACAGAGUCCUUUAGAAAAAACUGUGUGGUUAACUCUGGAAACUCUGGGACCUCCUAUCAUCCGUCGGUGACAUCUUCGUCCCACAGCGUUGGCCUCAAUUGUAUGACUAGCAAAGCUAACUCCGUUAGCCUCAAACAUGACCAAUCAGGGAGGGGUCCUCCUACUGGAAGCCCUGCAGAAUCAAUAAAAAGAAUGAGUGUGAUGAUGAACAGCAGCGAUUCCACUCUCUCCUUAGGGCCAUUUGUUCAUCAGUCCAGUGAGCUGACUGUGAACUCGCACAGCGGUUUUUCACAUUCACAUCCUUCCCUAGACAAACUAAUAGGGAAGAAAAGAAAGUGCCCACCUGGUUCAAGCAGCAUAAACAGCAGCAGCAGCAGCAAGUCAAACAAAGUUGCCAAAUUGCCAUCGGUGAAUAACGUUCACGCAAAACACACUGGUGCAAUCCCAGGGACACAAGGACUGAUGAACAAUUCUCUUCUUCAUCAGCCAAAGGCACGUCCCUGAUAGCUGAAUAUACCAUGGUGAGAAAAGAACUGGACAGUUUUCACUACAAGCAAAACCUCCAUCUGGAAUUCUGGACUCCAAGAUGCCUUGAGUUUUCCCAGCUUCCCAUGGUCCUCAGGUGUGGAAAUCUACUGGACUGUCAUUCAAACAAGGAAUUUCCCUGAAGCCAUGUCUGUAGCAGUGAAAAUACUAGAAAUGGACACUGGAUGAAGUUCAGCCACAUAAUUGCUCUUAUCAGUGUUAACAGUGGUCUGGACUAGUUUGCUACAAAUCCGUGAGAUUUACUUACAGGAGUACAUCAUCUUGCCACUAUUUGACAUAGAUUGGCUGGGCAAAGGAAUGUUUUCUGGGGGGGGAAAUAAACAUUACUGUGGACUUAUUUUUAUACUGAUGGUGUCUUUUGUAGGUGAUAGCUGCCAGGUGGACACUGUCAGCAGAGGGGACCCCACGACAAGGGGCAAAAAUGCGUGAGGCACAAUGGAAAGAAGCCCUCGAGAAGGGAAUAUGGCUUUAGUGUUUUUAUAGCAAUGUUCCUUUAAUGGAAUAUAAAAAUAGCACAAUUCAAACAAGCAGUCUGCAUUUUGCCCAGCCUUUUGCAAGUGAUUUGGGGUAAGAAGGUAUCAGGAGUUUAAAAACAAACAAACGUUAAAACACCGAUAGGAACAGUAAACAGCAAAAACUUGUUUGACGCCAUGGCUCAGAAAACAAGUAUAAAAACGUUGUGCUUGGGUGAUACAGAAAUUAUUUUUUAUUCUUUUGGAUAAGAUCUGAUUGCAGAAGAAAACUGAAGUUAGUUGUUUUUUAAGCAGUCCAAAAAUAUGAAGCAAAGGCAAAUAACCUCUAGAACUAUGUGCCCAAAGAACGUAUUUCUUGACCUUUACUGUAUGCCAUCAACCUUUGUUAUUUGUAAAAUAACAACCGUGUUGGUUAUGUUAGGCUGGCUUGGCCUUCCAGCCUGUAAAAAAAAAAAAAAAUAGCCCUUUUAAAGUGAAGUAUUUAAACUAUUUAAAUAUUUUCUAAAAAAUAGUAAUAAUAGUAAUAAUAAAAGUCACUUAUUUUAUGCCUUCUUUGUAGAACUGAAGCGUUAAUGCUUUCAACCACUCAGAUUUUAUUUUAUUUCCCCAAAAUUGGGGAGUGGAUCACAGCUGAGUUCAUGUGCAGCUGUGCACAUUGCAGCCGUGGUGCUCCUGCCUGGCACUGCGAGUCAGGGGCUCUGCACGGUUCUGUGCACCCUCUCAGUCUGUAGGAAAUGUUCUGUGUUGCUUCGGAACACCUCAGAAGUGAAUUCCGCUCAAGGGCUCGUUGUACUGGGGUUUGGUUUGUCGGGGUUCUUUUGUUAAGUUUUUAGGUAAAGUCUCAAAACGGACUGAACUUUUCUGAAGGGGCAAAGCCAAGGCAAACAAAGUAUUGACCAAGAAGACAUUUUUCUGCCUUAAAGGGGCACCAGCUGUCGCUGAGAACAGACAAUCUGAGCCUGUCACGUUGUUCCCGUUGCCCAGCCUUCCCCGUUUCGGUGGCAAGUUGUACAUCAGGGAAUCCAAAGCCACUACCAGUAGCAGUCGCUGAGUUGUUUACCUGACCGUGCUUUCAGUUUCAUCUGAACUUGCUACAAAACCGGUGUCGUACAGCAAAGCAAGCAGCCUCUAUGCAGACACUUGAGCUUUUGAAUUGAUAUAAAAGAUCACUCUUAGAAAGCGACGUGUUAUAGACUCUUAUUAUGCAAACUUUAAUUUAAAAAAAAAAAAAACAAACAAAAUCCCAGGCAACUUUUCAGGAACAGAAGGAUAAUUAAUAAGGCGCCCUACUGAAAGGAUUGUUGGAACUGUGAUGGGUUGAAGGUGAAAGGAACCAAAGUAUUAUGUCACAAAGAGAAAUGAGAAUGCAUCCUUAAGUCCCGCACGUGUGGAAUCAAAUCCAUGCUGUGAUGAAAUCUCUGGGGCAGAAAUGUCACUUUGGGACGGUCUCAGUCACAAGUGCAAUUUGACUCUUCUAAAUACAAAGGAGACAACAAUUUGGCAAGAAUGGAAUCUCGUGAGUUUGUGACCAAACUCGCCCCGUUCGUAAGGUUCUGUUGAUCUGAAAGCAAAAUGGCAAACUCGUGCUCCUCCGGCAGCACGUAAAGUGAGAGCAGAGCCAGGCUGGAAGCUGCUGGAAUAGCGGGCUGCAGCACUGCAGGUCUGUCUGCCCUGGGCAUAGAGCUGCUUCCAUGUUGUGUUUGAGAUGUCGGCUACAAGCAGAGCGUUGUUCCUGGAGCUCCUGCUGUCCCCUGGUUCUGACUGUAAAUAACAAAGGAAGCUGAAAAUCAAUUUUCCUUGCAAAAAUGAAUUUGCAGUGGCUGGGUUGUUUCUAGACAGAUUUUGGUAUUAAUUUAAGAGAUACACUUUUUAUAGUCUUUCCGACUUCUCGUUAUGACUCCUGCAGUUUUCUUAACCUAAAAACAUUGCUGCAAUGAUGAACAAAGAAUUAUACAAGAAAAAGAAAAACAUACUUUUGUAUCUUUAUUUUGGAAUUUCUUGUUCUAUUAUAAAUAUUGAAGUAUCCCUAUUUCAGAAGACGUAUUUUGUUAAUUGAUUGUACAUAUUUAAAUAUGUAUUUUUGCACAGGUCUUUUUUUCUGAUAUCCAGUUUUGGUACAAUUGAGAUCAUCUAGUAUUUAUUUAUUAAUUAAUUAAAAAAAAAAAGGCAAAAAAAAAAAAAA
Messenger RNA from Phasianus colchicus (ring-necked pheasant), 9549 nucleotides. RefSeq names its product ataxin 7 (gene ATXN7). Lineage: Eukaryota; Metazoa; Chordata; Aves; Galliformes; Phasianidae. The record is from RefSeq and is a predicted model, not a curated record.